AUUCUUAUUCGUUUGGCCAUGUCCGAAAAGCUUGUCUUCCUCCUGCUUCUUAUCGCUACUGUUACUCUGGUUUGGGGAACAUCUUCAGACCAAAGAUUGGCAGAACUACGAGCUAAGCAAGGUCUUCGUAGCAAAUUAGUUAUUGGUCAUGGUCUUUUAGAUCCAGAUAAGAUCGGAAAGAGAAGAAUGGUCUUCCGUCGUUUCAAGUCCGUACCGAAAUACAAUUACGAAGAGCCUGAAAAGCCACGCUACAAAAGCGAUAAAACCGAAAAAUAG
Molecule: messenger RNA, 276 nt
Organism: Dimorphilus gyrociliatus
Lineage: Eukaryota; Metazoa; Annelida; Polychaeta; Dinophilidae
Source: the annotation of a GenBank genome assembly